AUGGUAGAUGAAGAUGAUUACUUCAAACUAAUGGACAGUUUUAGUAGCAAAUUUUGUUAUGCAGUGCUAGAGGAACAUGCCGAAGAUUGCGGAUUUGAGAAAUUCUUAUGGAAAUCUCAAGUGCCUAGCAAAGUGAGUUUCAUCCUGUGGGCUAUAUUCCACAAUUCUCUCCCAACAAGGGAUGUGUUAACUCACAGAAGAGUUCAAAUUGAUAGUGAAGCUUGUGUUUUUUGUGGUGUUGUCAGGGAAACUACAAACCACUUGAUGUUGCAUUGCAAUUUUUCUUUUGAUAUCUGGGAUUACUUCAUUAAGUCGUUUCAUAUUUCAUGGCCUCUUCCUGAAUCUGUUCUUCAACUAUUUGAGGUUUGGGAUAAUAAUGCUCUUAUUGGGAGGUGCAGAAAAUUAUGGGAGAUCAUCCAUUAUGUGAUUAUUUGGAUUCUCUUGAAUGAACUGAGUGGAGUGGUUUUUGGUGCUAGGAGGAAAACCGUGGAGGAAGUUAUUUCUCUAGUCAAGCAAACUCUUAUGCUUUGGACUAAUGAGGAAGAUGUCUUUAAAUUUGUUGACUGUAACAUUGUUCUCCAUAACUGGGAGAACGUCAUUCAAAUGUAA
Molecule: messenger RNA, 609 nt
Organism: Papaver somniferum (opium poppy)
Lineage: Eukaryota; Viridiplantae; Streptophyta; Magnoliopsida; Ranunculales; Papaveraceae
Exons: 1
Coding region: 1-609 (202 amino acids)
Source: RefSeq, a predicted model, not a curated record